CUACACCCUCAAAUGGGUGACACUUCAAUUGCAGUGUUAGAUUGGGUCCAGAUCCGUCGACCCAGUCGGUUCCACAAGCUGCCUUUUAUAUUGGUCUGCACCACAGCAGCUGGGACCAGCAACCUUUCGCCUGGCCGACAGUUCACACUGGUACACCAGCCGAAACCACUGUCCACCUCUGACCAGGCAGCUGCGACCGACCAACGCCACAUGGUUCUGGGUUGGGACUUCCCUGAGGCACAACUUGAAAUCCCAGCUGGGCAACCACCCAAAGCAGACUUGCCGGCUGAACCUCUGCAGCCUGAUCGCCGCCCAUUUCGGGUCCACCGGAGGCCUCUUUAUCUCAGGGACUAUGUUAACAAUUAAUUUCUAAACUAGUGCAAAGCAUAUUAUGUGGCAGAAUAAUCCACAAGGCUAUGCGGGUAAUCCGGCAGUUGUGUUAAAAGUUGAUGUGUUACAGCUUUGUUUUUAGGCUUUAUGUGGGGCCACAAGCUUGGUGUAGUGCUCUUGCCUUUGCAGCAAGAAGAUGCUUUAUGUGGUCCACCGGCUGUCAUAAAGCCUGUCCUCACUCAAACUUGUUGUGUUCAGUAGAGGGUGUUGCGAUGACGUAAGAUUACGACAGGCUGUAAAUUAACAGUAACAACACCUGACCUGUGAACAUCCAAUGAGGGAUAAUGACAACACUCCAUUGUUUGGUGUUAUAUUUAGAUGGUUCUGGUCUGUGAAGUCAUCAUCUGUGUCAGAAAGGCUGCACAGAGCUCAGCAGGAGACUCAGCUGCACGUAUCUACAGCAUUUCAUCACUGAACAAACCUUCUCCACACUGGAUCUAAACUUUUAUAUUACAAUAUAAAUACUACAGAUACUAUUUGACAGUUCCCUCAAAGAGCAAUAUGAAUUCAAACAACUCAGUGUUUGGUCAGACUUUAGCGCAACUACAUAGUAAGUUCAUUAUCGUGCAGGUGCUGGUGGUGAUUUUUAUCUGUGUCAACUUGUUGCUGAUCGUGACCUUCUUUAAAAAUGAAUGUUUCUACACAACUGCUCGCUACAUCCUCUUUGCUGUGACGUUACUGUCGGAUAGUUUCUUGUUCUUAGUGUCUGACCUUCUCUUCAUCUUUGCUGUUUUUCGAGUCACCAUGUGGGUAUCGUUGUGCAGCGUCAUCUGCAUCAGUGUACUCUUGUACCUCAUCGUCACACCAGUGACUCUCACAGCGAUGACGCUGGAGCGCUACGUGGCCAUUUGUAUGCCCUUACGUCACGCGGAGCUGUGCUCCACGCGCAACACUCUACACGUCAUCCUCGUCAUUCACGGCCUCAGCUCUGUACCCUAUGCCGUCUUUCUUUUCACCUUCUUUGCUUCAGCAUCUCUUGACUUUUACCAUCAAUACAGGAUAUGCUCUGUGGAGAUUUUAAUUGUGUAUAAAUGGCAGGAUCACAUCAGGUCAGCUGUGUUUCAGUUCUACUUCCUCAUCAUGUGUCUCAUCAUCAUGUUGUGCUACUUUAAAAUAAUGAAAGUGGCCAGAACUGCGUCAGAAGAUGAUAAAAUAUCGAGCAAAGGACUCAGGACUGUAGCUCUUCAUGCUUUCCAGCUGCUCCUCUGUCUCAUCCAGUUUUGGUAUCCUUUAGUAACGUCUACUCUGACUCAUAUUGAUUUCUACUCCUUUGAACAUGUCCGGUUUUUCAGCUACAUAGUGUUUAAUCUUUCACCGCGGUGUCUUAGUCCUCUCAUUUAUGGCCUCAGGGAUGAAAUGUUUUUUACUGCACUGAAAAAAUACCUCUCCUGUGGCUUGUGUGACAGAAAAUAAGUAGUAAUUUAUUUGCUGUUAUAUUUUGUUUGAUAAUCAGCUGCAUUUGAAACAAUAUAUGGACGAUUAAAUCCAGUGGGAGGUCGUAAAAUUGCCACUAAACACCACAACCUACUAUCUACUUCACCAUGUAAUAUACUGUGUACUUCUUGAGAUUUUGUUUGCUGCUUUAGGAAAUGACUUACAGACCUGAUAUAAACAGAUUAUAGAACUGCUUUAAUGGGCUGAAUUUUAACCUCUAAGCUAUUUGAAUGAAACUGUCUUCUCUUCUAUGGUGUUGUAUGCUUUUGUCUAUUACUGACUGAAAUUUAAGGGCCAAUUUAUAGUACAAUUUCUUAAGUUCAGAAAGGCAAAUCCCACAAUUAAGAAGCUGAAAAACCAGAGAGCCUAUUUAAAUUAUUAAAACAUAACAAAACACUCAGACUGGUUAAUUUAGUAAUUGGUUAAUAAUCAGCCCCAAUUACCAUGUAAAACUUUUAUGAACGUAAAAAAUGCGAUGUAGUGUUCAAAGUUGAUGUGUCACAGCUUUGAUUUAGGAAAUAAAAUAUGACUUGUCAUCCUUUCCAUAUCUGCUAUUGUAAUUUGUUUGCGGUGAGGAGAUAUAUAUUUUGUCUGGGAUAAAAUAAACUGACAUCAAACACCA
Messenger RNA from Solea senegalensis (Senegalese sole), 2446 nucleotides. RefSeq names its product odorant receptor 131-2-like. Gene Ontology annotation, cellular component: membrane. Gene Ontology annotation, biological process: G protein-coupled receptor signaling pathway. The transcript has a single exon. The record is from RefSeq and is a predicted model, not a curated record. Gene Ontology annotation, molecular function: G protein-coupled receptor activity. NCBI's taxonomy places the organism in Eukaryota, Metazoa, Chordata, Actinopteri, Pleuronectiformes, Soleidae. Bases 892 to 1803 code for a protein of 303 amino acids.